Messenger RNA from Capsicum annuum, 1055 nucleotides. RefSeq lists its product as uncharacterized. NCBI's taxonomy places the organism in Eukaryota, Viridiplantae, Streptophyta, Magnoliopsida, Solanales, Solanaceae. The record is from RefSeq and is a predicted model, not a curated record. The transcript is spliced from 2 exons. The coding region runs from base 416 to 868 and encodes 150 amino acids.
UUACAUGUUCAGUAUUUUAAUUUUUCUUUAGUUACAGAUUCUGAACAUAUAAUACAAAUUUAAAGUUUCAACCAAAGUUAUUGUUCUACCCGUAACCGAUACACGGGCUCCACCCCGCUUCAAAGGGGUCCCAGCACUUCCUCCGUACAUUGGCCGGGACCGCAGACGUACCUUUAUUGCGUACACAUCUAUAGGCUUCUCAAAUUUAUAAAUUCACUCUCUGCCUGCUCUGCCUCACAACUCAAUUACUCACUUCCUAGCAUUUCUCUGUAUUUCCAUUUCUUUCUCAAAUUAAUACUACUACUUAUAUUGUACUCAAUUUUUAUCAUCUUUUUCUCUCUAAACUGAAGCUUUUUCUUGCACUGUAUGCUGGAAGGAGGAAAUUCGAAGUAUUAUCGACACAUAAAGCUGAACAAUGGAGAGUUAUGCACCACCCCAUCCGGACGCCUCGCGCCCUUCACUUGGUUUCCCUCUUGGAACUGCGUUACUAUUGCUAAUAAUUUUCAGCUUGAGUGGCAUCUUCUCCUGCUGCUACCAUUGGGACAAGCUUCGCUCUCUCCGUCGAUCUUUCGCCAACGGCAUAGAUCUCGAAGCAGGCGAUGAUCCUUCAUCCUUGAAAUCCAAACGAGCAUACAUGAAUUGUAAGCAAAACCAAAUCUCAGACAUGCCAGCAGUAUUAAUGCCAGGAGAUGAAGUACCCAAGUUCAUAGCAUUGCCAUGUCCAUGUCAACCUCCUCGACCAGACAAGUUAUUUGCAGAGUAUCAACAGCAGCCAUCAUCCCCUUUGAAGCCGCCGCCGCCGCCUCCUCAUACGGCAGUGGCAGUGGUUGCACCUUACCGUCAAAUUCGUACUACUUUUUACUUGUAAAUAUCAAUGAAAAUAUAAGCAGUUUUCUAAUUCCUUUUUUACUCUCUGAGGCUAGGAUGUCGUAUAUAAAAAAAAUUAUGGUGAUGUUUAGUAAAUAGUGACGUCUGUGCAAAAAUAUUCCAUAUUUUUAUCUUACAAGAAAAGGAAUUUUACCUAUGAAGAAGGGAGAUAUUCUUGCAGGUGUAAA